Salvia splendens (bonfire salvia) is the source of this 1405-nucleotide messenger RNA. Its product is annotated as inactive protein RESTRICTED TEV MOVEMENT 2. The transcript is spliced from 2 exons. Bases 236 to 1288 code for a protein of 350 amino acids. The record is from RefSeq and is a predicted model, not a curated record. Gene Ontology annotation, biological process: cellular response to heat. NCBI's taxonomy places the organism in Eukaryota, Viridiplantae, Streptophyta, Magnoliopsida, Lamiales, Lamiaceae.
UAUAUCUUUGAGGAAAAGAAAUUCUUUCUACAUUGCAUCUUCACCAAUCCAAAUCCCAACAAAGCAAUACAAGUAACCCUAAUGCAAAGCAAUGAUUUUCAUUCAUAUCAAGAAACUCGUGUGUGUAUAUAUACAUGUAAAAUCAAGAGGCUGUCACACACACACACACACAGUUGCUGUUAUAUAGUUCAAAAUAGACCCUACCACAUUGAGAUAAAAACCAAUUGCAGAGGAAAUGGCAAUGAGGCCGAGAGGUGGAGGUGGCGGUGGCGCUAGUUCUAGACGGACAACAAGGUCAGGCGUCGCAAGACCAGUCUACGAUGAUUUCACGCCAGAGUUUGAAUGGGAGCAAGACGAUGAAUCUCAUAUUCUCAGUAUUUAUCUUCCUGGUUUCAUGAAGGAGCAGGUCAAGGCUACCUUGGAAGGACGAAACACCAUCCGGGUUCGUGGAGAACGCCUUGUAGGUGGCAACAGAUGGAGUCGCUUUCAGGAGAACUUUCAAGUUCCAGAAAAUGGUGAAAUGAAUUCGGCUCGUGCCAAGUUCCAUGGCGGGAUACUUAGCAUUUCAGUCCCAAGAGAGAAAGUUGGGAAAGAAGAUGCAACGGGAAGCGGAGGCGUUGAUGGCACCCGAAAGCAACCCACUCCUCAAAAGGGUCGAGUAGAAAGUACUCCAGAAGUUAGUGACAUGAAAGGUGGUAUUGAACAACAAGAUUUAUCAGGUCAUCCGGAGACGAAACGUGGUCUGGAUGGCAAUCAAAAGCAACCUAUCCUGGAAAAGAGCCAAGAUAAAGCUUCUCCAGCUGAUGGUACAAGCCAAUCUGCGGAAGAGAACAGUUUAGAGCCUCUGAAGGCAUCAGCUGAACCUAGCAACAAGGCAUCAGUCGACCCAAAAAACCCGCCAGAUAAGGAAGGUGAUCGGAGAGGAAGGAGCUUUACCCCAAUGAGAAGUACUGGAAAUGUAACUUCCAAGAUUGAUGUCAAUAAAGAAAGCAAUGUAACUAAAGAAAAGCACGUUGCAUCAGAGAAACCAGACGAGGAAGCAAGAGAGAAGGAAGGUAAGGAGACUACCAAGAUGAAGAAAUUGGAGAAAGACGGAGCCGCGAACGCAGAUGACAAAGAAUCAUAUAGAGCUUCAAAAAAGCAGAAACACAAGAAGGAGACGAAAGGGCUCACGGAGCUCAAUGAAGAAAGGCAGUUGCUGGUGAAUAUGGGGACGGCUAUGCUCGUUAUCGUGGCACUCACUGCUUAUGUCACCUACAGCUUCGUAUCUGCAAAAGAUAAAAAAUAGUUUCUUUAUGAUUCAAUUUGUAUACUACACAAGAAUAUGAGGAACUUGAUAGAUAUAAUAGACAUAGAAUAUGAAAAGUGGUAAAGAAAUAAAAUUCAUUUUCCUCAAUUCCGAACA